UCAGCCUACUGUAUUUCUGAUAAAAACUACGUAUCUAGUAUCUUCUUUACCUACGUUUUAAACAUAACCAACUUAGAUAUGAAAAGUAGAAAGUGUGGGUAGGCUUCUACAAAUUCAAAAUGGGGACUGUGGAAUAUGGUUUUCCGAUGAUCGGAGGUUUAAUGCCACAAAUUCAAGCGCUGAUUGCCCCGCCCGUAUCAGAAGAUUCAAAAACAGCAAAAAAUAAAAAGGAUAAGGAAGAAAAGAAGCAUCCAUACUUUAAAAGACGUGGACGAGGUCAUAAUCGCGAUACCUGCGAUGCUUGUAGAGAUGGAGGAGAACUUAUAUGUUGUGACAAAUGUCCUGCAUCAUAUCAUUUACAAUGCCAUUAUCCAGCAGUGGAUCCAGCAGAUAUUCCUAAUGGAGAGUGGUUAUGUUAUGCAUGUCGAUGUGCUUCAAAAAAAAACCUUUUGGAUAGUAAAGGAAAUGAAAAGAAUAAAAAAAAAUCUGCUCUGGAGGUACUAGCUUUAGCAGCAUCUCUUGUUAAUCCUAGAGAGUUUGAAUUGCCUAAAGAAUUGCAAUUACCAAUAAUGUUUCCUGGUAGUAAUAAAAUGGAUUAUGUAUCAGGCAGAAGAGGAAAACAACAAACUGGAAAUAAUAAUGCAGGGAAAAAUCAUUGUUUAGAUAGUAAUUUAAUGGUACCUUUACCAGCACGUUUGUGUUUUGAAUGCGGACGUAGUUGCAGAAAAGCACCAUUAAUUGCAUGUGAUUACUGUCCAUUGUAUUUUCAUCAAGAUUGUUUGGAUCCUCCACUUACUGCUUUUCCUAUUGGUAGAUGGAUGUGUCCUAAUCAUCCAAAUCAUUUCAUAGAUCAAAAUUUAUUGACGUCAUGUAGGGUAACAGAGCGUAUUAAACUUUGGGAUAAAUAUGCUAAUCAACGUAUAGAUCAACAUGCAGUAAAAUUAGAUUUUUUGCGUAAAGCGCGUGCAACAAAUCCACUUUUUCGUACAAAGGUUAGAUUAGAAGGUCGAACAAGAGUAAAAGUUCCUUGUUCUGUGAAAUUUCAUUACGAGCAUCCACCAGAAUUGGAUCCUAUACGUUUCUAUCAUGAUGCUGCCAUACGACCAGUAGCCAAAAGCGCAAAAGAGCAAGGUACAGAAAGAAAUGAUUGUAAAACUCUUAAAGUAGAAUGCACAGAAAUAAAGAAACCCGAAGAACAAAUGGAAAUAGAAAAAGAGAUUGAAGAGAAUAAUGAAAUCAAAGAGGAAAAGAAUAAAGAGUAUAUAAGUAAUAAAACUAAUUGUAAAGAAAAAGUAGAACAAGAAAACAUAAAUGAUGGUAAUUGUAAAGAUGAUAAUAAUGUUGGAUAUUAUACAGAACAUUUUGGUUAUGAUAUAAAAGAAGGUGUACAGUUACUUGAAAGACCAGUAUUGGAAGUAUUAGCAUUCCAACGAUUAGAACAAAUUCUAGAUUCAGAUGGAGAAAAUUAUCAUUCGCUCAAUUGUCAUAUGAUGGCUAGAGCUGCACUGUUUUCCUUAAAUCAUAAACUUAAACCACCAGCUUUUAUGGUUCAUAAAACAUUAACUAUAGGAAGUGGCCCAAACUGUGAUUUAGUUCUAUCUAAUUAUGGUAAUUGCAGCUUUACAUCUUCAAAGCAUGCAAUUAUUUUCUUCGAUGAGAGUACAAAACGUUAUGAACUAUUAAACUACAGUGAAUAUGGAACUAUGGUUGAUAAUGUACUUUAUUCUUGUAACUAUACAGACAUAGGAAAAGAUGAAGUAAAAGAAGAAGUUGAUGAGAAAAUACAAAUAACGACUAAAGAGCAGAAAACAACAGAAGCUAUAAAAGCUAUCAUAAAAGAAAAAGUUUUACUUUCUCAAGAACAAAUAGAAAAGAAAAGAGUAUUGUGUAAAUGUAACUUGACAAAGUAUGAAUCAAGGAUUACAGAUCAUUUAGAAGAGGGCUGGGAAGGAAGUGCUAUUGUUGCUCAUGGGUCAACAUUAGCUUUUGGAUGUCUAUUGUUCGUAUUUAAUACGGUAAAUGCACAUUUGGAACGGUGAAAUCUUGCACUGUAAAUAUUCUAUCAUUUCCAUGUACAGAUAUUUUCAUAAGCUAACAAUAAUUAAAUUAAUGAAACAAAUUUUUUUAAUUCCAUUCUAU
Messenger RNA from Dufourea novaeangliae, 2139 nucleotides. Its product is annotated as PHD finger protein 12. The transcript is spliced from 6 exons. Lineage: Eukaryota; Metazoa; Arthropoda; Insecta; Hymenoptera; Halictidae. The coding region runs from base 120 to 2039 and encodes 639 amino acids. Gene Ontology annotation, molecular function: protein binding; transcription corepressor activity. Gene Ontology annotation, cellular component: Sin3-type complex; nucleus. Gene Ontology annotation, biological process: negative regulation of transcription by RNA polymerase II. The record is from RefSeq and is a predicted model, not a curated record.